CGGAAUCGGCGGACAUGGCACCUUAUACAGACUUCAGUCCUUGAGACAAAGUUUUCUUUCGCGUGUUCUCGACUCAUGAACGUCCUACAAGUUUAAUCCACAUGCCGAGACUCAUCGGAAAACCCAGUCAAAUGGCGAAAAUAUUGGGUCCCCACAGCCCGCGGCACAGUCCCCAUGGGCAGCUUUCCAGGAAAGCAACUAGCAUCCCAAGCAUCGUGUUCCCCGCAACGCCUUUCGAUGUCUUCGCAUGGGCAGAGUCUUUGGGUUCCAAGCAGGGUGUAUAAAUCGACCCUGAUGCCCGCCCAGAAGCAACUUCUUCCGACUUUGAAGUCCACUUCGUCUUCCUAUUUGACGAGACUUCAAGCUUGACAGAGUCAACCUGCAACACAUCCACGAUGUCCGAUCUCCCAACAGAGACCAGCAAGGCGGUGCAGCCCUCGCACCUCGAGGCCAUCACCUCUCCCAACGAGAAGAUGGGCGAGGCUCAGAUCAUCGAGCAGGCCAAGGAAGCCACCGAGAUCGAACAUACGCUCUCGGUUGUGGAGUGCGUCAAAAACUACCCAAUGGCCAUUUUCUGGAGCAUCAUGGUUUCUAUGUGCGUUGUGAUGGAAGGCUACGAUGUCUCUUUGAUUGGAAACUUCUUCGCAUACCCCACCUUUGCUAAGAAGUACGGGAACUAUUAUCCGGACAUUGAUGGCGGAACUUAUACUCUCACAGCUCCUUGGCAAUCAGGUGUUGGGAAUGCUUCCGGUGUUGGCGCUUUCUUUGGAGUUAUGCUCAAUGGCUGGCUCGUUGAUUGGUAUGGGCAGAAGAGAACACUUUUGGGCUCUCUCGUUGCGCUCGCUGCUUUUGUCCUCAUUACUUUUUUCGCUCCUAACAUUGGCACUCUGACUGCUGGAGAGGUUCUCUGUGGUCUGCCGUGGGGCGUAUUCGCAUCUACAGCACCGGCUUAUUCUUCGGAAGUGUUGCCACUCCAACUUCGAAUCUAUCUUACUUCCUACACCAAUAUGUGCUUCAUCAUCGGUCAGCUCAUCGCCGCUGGAGUUCUGAAGGGCCUCGUCAACAACCCUACCGAAUGGGGCUACAAAAUCCCCUUCGCAAUCCAAUGGGUCUGGCCUGCUUUCCUCAUACCACUCCUUUUAUUCGCUCCAGAAUCGCCGUGGCAUCUAGUCCGCAAGGGUCGCUUCGACGAAGCAGAACAUUCUCUCCGUCGCCUGCAGAGAAAAUCAGCCCCCAUCGACCCAAAAGCUACGCUAGCUGCUAUCAUCUACACCGAUAACCUUGAGAAGGAAUUAACAGUUGGCACACAUUACAGAGAUUGCUUCAAGGGCACUGAGCUCAGACGCACGGAGAUUGCUUGCUUCAUAUUCGCAGCCCAGGUUCUCAGUGGAGGGAACUUCGCGUACAACUCCACCUACUUCUUCAAGCAGAUAGGGCUGGACUCCAAUACAACCUACAAGCUUAGCGUUGGCGGAACUGGCAUGGCCCUUGUCGGGACUCUCAUCUCCUGGUUCGCACUCAUGCCCUACUUCGGUCGUCGCACCAUCUACCUCUGGGGCAUGGCAGCCAUGUGCAUCAUCCUAAUGCUCAUCGGGAUUCUCAACGUACACACGUCUAAACACUCCUUCGGCAUGACGCAAGCCGUGCUUACCCUGGUUUGGACUUUCGUCUUCCAGCUCUCCGUCGGACAACUUGGCUGGGGCGUACCCGCUGAGGUCGGGUCCACCCGCCUCAGGCAGAAAACCGUUUGCCUCGCACGAAACGCAUAUUAUAUUGUUGGAGUCGUGGCGAAUGCCCUAGAGCCAUAUUUUAUGAAUCCGACACAGUGGAAUUUGAAGGGCUAUACGGGGUUUGUGUGGGGUGGGACCACGUUUGUUAUGCUUGUUUGGGGAUUCUUUCGUCUGCCGGAGACGCAGGGGAGGAGUUUUGAUGAGCUGGAUGUAUUGUUUGCAAAGAAGGUGUCAGCGAGGAAGUUUAAGAGCACAGUUGUUGAUGCGUUUGAUGAGUCUGAGACAGCCGGAAUUGUGGGAAAUGCAAGGGAGUAGUAGAAAGUGCAUCCUGCGCUGGCCAUGGCUAGAUUACUUUAUACUCAAAGGGAGAAUAGUAUAGCUUUGGACAAGACACAGUGUUUCUACGCUACGUU
Messenger RNA from Hyaloscypha bicolor E, 2143 nucleotides. RefSeq names its product general substrate transporter. Gene Ontology annotation, cellular component: membrane. The transcript is spliced from 5 exons. Gene Ontology annotation, biological process: carbohydrate transport; transmembrane transport. The coding region runs from base 396 to 2045 and encodes 549 amino acids. The record is from RefSeq and is a predicted model, not a curated record. Lineage: Eukaryota; Fungi; Ascomycota; Leotiomycetes; Helotiales; Hyaloscyphaceae. Gene Ontology annotation, molecular function: carbohydrate:proton symporter activity.